AGCUUUCCCAAUCCCAAUCAUAAAAUCCCAAUCCCAAUCCAUGCAUUUCUCAACCUAAUUCGGUGAUCCGGGGGAAAAUCGAACUUGACGAACUUGUUCAUUCGCUGGAAGGAGUCAACUGCCAGUGAUCGAAGGGUACCAUUGGUUCAAUCGCAACCUCAACCACCUUCAAUUUUAGAUAGUAUGGGGAGGCGCAAACAACUACAUAUCACUUCUACUGACAUCAGUAAAAUGCAAGAUUAUCCAUCAAAAGGUAAUGUGUACAUGGAAGCUAGACUAGCGAGGAUUCAGGAGAACCAAAAAAGACUACGAGAAUUAGGAGUUAAAAACAUUGUGGACUCUAUGACAAGUUUGGUAGACAUUAACAAAAUGAAGAAAAAAACAGUGAAACGGAACAUUCGUGCGGAGGAUGUAGAUUAUAUUCCAGACCCAGGUGAAGAUCCAGGUGAUGAUUGUGAGGAAGAUAACCAACAAGUUGGUAGAAGUAUUGUAGUACCCAAAAAGCGACAUCAUUCACAAUAUAUUCCACCAAUGUCCAUGAGUAGAGCUGCUAAUCUAACGAAACUACGUUGGGUGCUUGCUCCAAAUGUCUCCCAAAAGGUUCCGUCUACUUCAAAGGCAACAAAACCGAAUAAAGAAGGAGCAAAGAGACGGGUGAUUCUUGUUGAUGAGGAUGAUGACGAGGACGAGGAAAUAUUUCAAGGUAAUAAAGUGGAUAUGGAAGUAGAUGGUGUUGAUGAAGAUGAUGAGCAUGGAGACAUGGUAGAUCACAACUAUUCUGAAGAUGAAAACAAUGAUCAAGAACAAUUGCAUGGCCCUGAAAAAGAUAAAGCAACAGACAAUAUGGGUAGGCGCAAACAACUACAUAUCACUUCUACCGACAUCAGUAAAAUGCAAGAUUAUCCAUCAAAUUCUCAUGAUGCACAAGGUAAUGUGUACAUGGAAGCUAGACUAGCGAGGAUUCAGGAGAACCAAAAAAGACUACGAGAAUUAGGCGUUAAAAACAUUGUCGACUCUAUGACAAUUUUGGUAGAGAGUAACAAAAUGAAGAAAAAAACAGUGAAACGGAACACUCGUGCGGGGGAUGUAGAUUAUAUUCUAGAUCCAGGUGAAGAUCUAGGUGAUGAUUGUGAGGAAGAUAACCAACAAGUUGGUAGACUUGCUUAUGAAGUGGCAACGAAGAAUGAUGGUGUAUACCCGACCCGAGGAGAAAUGUAUAUAACAACUCGCACUCGUAAAGAUGGAAGUUUUGUUGAUGAUAAAGCAGCUAACGUUGUGGCUUCACUAAAAGCUAUUGCAAGUGACUCUGCAAGCAAACCCAUAGAUUCGCAUGAUUUUACAAAUGAUGAAUACUCAAAAGUUAAAGGCUUAGAGAAAAGAGGGUAUGUUCGAUUAGUUGGAAGAAUGCCAGCCACAAAAAGUAAAGGUGAUUCUUCAACUAAUUCACAUACUAUUCAUCAGCUUCAGAGUGUUGUGAACGUUAUGAUGAACAUUAUCCAAGAACGUAUCCCCGAUGCAAACUUGCCUAUAGUUCUUAGCAAUAAGAACAUACAGGUCCCUCUCGUCGGUUCUUCGGCUCCUAGCAACUCUUUACCUAGUAACGAAUUAUCAUCUUCAAGAAGUGACGAUAUUGAUGACAGAGCUGAAAACAUGUGAAGCCUUGGAGGAAUAGAGAUAACAAGAUUAAUGGAUUUCUUGGCACUAAGUUUUUUUAGAGUAUGAUUCGUAUCGAAAGAACGCUUUGACUUCUUUUAUAGACAUUCAUUUGUUUUCUAACACUUAUAGUAUGUUUUGGAUCGAACUUUUAGUUGAAGUUAUGACAUUAUUAUUUUGCUA
This is a messenger RNA of Helianthus annuus (common sunflower), 1836 nucleotides long. RefSeq lists its product as uncharacterized. The coding region runs from base 184 to 1656 and encodes 490 amino acids. NCBI's taxonomy places the organism in Eukaryota, Viridiplantae, Streptophyta, Magnoliopsida, Asterales, Asteraceae. The transcript is spliced from 10 exons. The record is from RefSeq and is a predicted model, not a curated record.